This is a messenger RNA of Plenodomus lingam JN3, 138 nucleotides long. The record is from RefSeq and is a predicted model, not a curated record. NCBI's taxonomy places the organism in Eukaryota, Fungi, Ascomycota, Dothideomycetes, Pleosporales, Leptosphaeriaceae.
AUGAACCCCGAGAAUACCGUCACUUUGGUUCGAGGAAAUCGCAAAAAGUCAUGGUUCAAUGCCAAGGUCCGCUGCGCCAUGUGGAUCAACAUUCGUUCGGCGGAGCCCUGGCACACCAUAGGGAUGCCAUUCGGCUAA